Messenger RNA from Micropterus dolomieu (smallmouth bass), 5587 nucleotides. Its product is annotated as rho GTPase-activating protein 32-like. NCBI's taxonomy places the organism in Eukaryota, Metazoa, Chordata, Actinopteri, Centrarchiformes, Centrarchidae. Gene Ontology annotation, cellular component: Golgi apparatus; actin cytoskeleton; fibrillar center. The record is from RefSeq and is a predicted model, not a curated record. Gene Ontology annotation, molecular function: phosphatidylinositol binding; GTPase activator activity; protein binding. Gene Ontology annotation, biological process: small GTPase-mediated signal transduction. The coding region runs from base 258 to 5339 and encodes 1693 amino acids. The transcript is spliced from 22 exons.
CAGACAGUCGCGCGGCUCUCCGGGAUGACUCCCACACCGCAUCGGCGAUGUAGCAACCGAGCACAGUUUUUAACCUAAAAAAACCCCCAUCUACCUCAGAUGAUCAGCUGUAGACCGUGUGUGUGUCCGAGCAAAGCGUUUCUGCAGUGCGAUGCUGACAAUAUGUUUCCUCGUCGAGAAGCGCGGCGCUGUGCAGAAUAGAGGAGGCAGCGGAGUGGAGCAACGUGCACAGUUACAGCGGGCUGUCAGGCAACAUCAUGGAGGCUGGAUGUGUGGUUGCCGCGGUGAUUGAGAAUGCUGCCUCAGGACCCCAGGGUGAACCAGGAAGUAGUGACGUCCUUGAGGGAGAUUUGCUACCAUGUACUGACCUGGACAAAGAAGAUGCCUUACCUCAAGCCACAAACAGUAAUCCUCCAGAAGAGAAGCAGCCACAGGAGACAUCCACUGCCAUGGUGCGGAGUGAUGACAUCACAGAGCACCCAGCCGAGCCCCUCCUGCGCUCCUGCGUCAGCACGGCUAGUAUGAAGGUCAAGAACAUGAAGAAGCUGACGUUCCCCAGAGGUCACUUCCCCAGGUUGGCAGAGUGUGCCCAUUUCCACUAUGAGACUGUUGACUUUGGCAACGUUCAGUUGGCCUUCACAGAGGGACCAAGCGAAGGACCCAGGGCUGGCCUGGACGCCAAAGAGCUGGUACUUCUGGUCCAGAUCACUUGCCAGGGUCGAAACUGGCUGGUUAAGAGAUCUUACGAAGACUUCCGGGUGCUGGACAAACACCUCCACUUGUGUAUCUAUGACCGGCGUUACUCCAGGCUCACUGAGCUGCCAAGAUACGACACAUUAAAGGACACUGUUGAGUCAGUAACCAAGAUGUUGGCCACCUACCUGUCUCGCUUCUCCGCCAUUGCUGACAACAAGAUCAACUGUGGUCCAGUACUAACAUGGAUGGAGAUCGACAACAAGGGGAACCACAUGCUGGUGUCUGAGGAAGCCUCGAUCAAUGUGCCCGCCAUCGCUGCUGCACACGUCACCAAACGUUACACAGCCCAAGCCACAGACGAGCUGACCUUUGAGGUGGGGGACAUUGUGUCAGUUAUAGACAUGCCUCCCAAAGAAGACACAGGCUGGUGGAGAGGGAAGCAUGGCUUUCAGGUUGGUUUCUUCCCCUGCGACUGUGUUGAGCUGAUAAAUGACAAGAUUCCCUCCAGCGUUCAAAGCUCAGUACCGAAGCCAGUGUGUAAGAAGCAUGGGAAGCUGGUAACAUUCCUGAGGACUUUUAUGAAGUCUCGACCGCCGCCUCAGAAGCUGCGGCAGCGCGGCAUUCUCAAAGAGAGAGUGUUUGGCUGUGACUUGGGGGAACAUCUCCACAACUCAGGACAUGAGGUCCCACAGGUUGUUAAGAGCUGUGCUGACUUCAUAGAGAAACAUGGAGUCGUGGACGGAAUCUACAGACUGUCCGGGAUCUCCUCCAACAUCCAGAAACUGAGGCACGAGUUUGACUCAGAACAGAUCCCAGACCUGAGCAGAGAAGUCUUCAGACAGGAUAUCCACUCAGUGGGCUCCCUCUGCAAGCUGUAUUUCAGAGAGCUACCCAACCCUCUGCUCACCUACCAGCUCUACGACAGAUUCUCAGAGGCUGUGUCUGCAGCCACAGAUGAAGAGAGGCUGGUCAAAAUCCACAAUGUCAUCCAGCAGCUGCCGCCUCCACAUUACAGGACUCUGGAGUACCUCAUGAGACACCUCUCCCACCUGGCCACCUUCAGCCCCAUCACUAACAUGCACACUAAAAACCUGGCUAUUGUCUGGGCACCUAACCUCCUCAGGUCCAGACAGAUCGAGUCGGCCUGUUUUAGCGGCACAGCAGCAUUCAUGGAGGUGCGUAUCCAGUCAGUGGUUGUGGAGUUCAUCCUCAACAAUACCGAGGCUCUUUUCAGCCCUAAACUCAAUGCCAUCAUACGGGAAAGCACAGGUAACAACACCUUAUCCAGACCUAAGUCCCUGCUGGUCUGCUCCCCAUCCACAAAGUUACUAUCUCUGGAGGAGGCCCAGGCCCGCACUCAGGCACAGCUGGGCUCCCCGGCCACCACCCCCUGCCUCACCCACAGUGACUACAUCGAGGUUGGGGAGGGACCCGGAGCUCUUCUCGGCAAGUUCCACACAGUCAUCGAACUCCCGAUGGAAAGCAGCAAGCGGCCUCCAGCUAAGGCUAAGAAGUCUCCUGUGGGGAACUGGCUCUCCUUUUUCCACCUGGGCAAGUCACAGUCUGUGUCCAAACGUAAACUGAAGCGACACCCAAGCGAGCCUAACGAGAUAAAAAGCAUUGCACUGCCAGGUGGAAGAGGAGAUAGUGGCACAUUGCGCUCUACCAAAAGUGAGGAAUCUCUUACCUCUCUACACAAUGUGGAAGGGGAACCUCCGAGUUACCGCCCACGCAGACCGCGUUCCACUAGUGAGGCCAUUUCCUCCGUCUAUAGAGAUGACCUACGCAACACCAGAAGUAAAGACGACCACAGAACCCACCCAUUUAAUGAGAGUCACAGUGGCGGUGAUCUUGUCUGCACCCCAGCAUGUAUUUCACCUCCACACCAGGAGGAUGAUCUCGAUCUUUGUCCACCUGCUGCCGGCAUCUCUAGUUUGGACUUUGACCCAAUGUCUUUUCAGUGCAGCCCACCCACAGCUACACCAGGGCUGCAACGCAACAAAGACGGAAAUAAAUGGAGGAAGAGUGCAGGGUGCUCUAGUGAAUCAGAGCCCAUCUCGUCUCCUAACAACAACAUUAGCUGCUCUCAGUCUCCAGACAUUAGCCCGGUUCUCUUUAAAGGUGGGAAGAAGGUUACCUCCAAGCCGCUCUCUCCUAAACUCAGGAAGAAAUCCUUUAAGACGCAAGCAGAUGUUCAGAAUGCAUCUGCCUCUCCUCCACCUCUUCCCUCCUCUUCUCCCCCUGUGGAGAAAUGUGAAGUUCCACUGGCAGCUGGAAAGGGACACAGAGCGCCCUACCAACACUGCAGCCCACUCAGCACUGCAAGCCAGGCAUCAGCCCUGACUGACCUCAGUCAGUCUGCACAGAACCUGCCUGAUCCAGGAACAGAUAGACUUAUGAGUUCAGUUUCUGUUCUCCCUCCUCACCCUCCCCUGACGAGUGCUGCACGCAAGUUGGCUUUGGCUCUGGCUGAAUCUGCCCAGAAGGCGAGCAGUGGCUCCCAGAGAAGAAACAACUUCCCAUCACAACCUCACCAGAGACCGGAAGCCCUUCACGCCCAGGACAGACCACCCCGGCCCUCUGUUCUCGAUCUUAAAGUGUAUCCCGAGGAGUACUGCGCCCCUCAUGUUUCCCAGUGGCAAAUGUCGACGCACAGCCCUGUGGAGAGCCACCGCUGCCCUCAUCCUGUUCGUUUCCUACCUGCACACCUCGGCUCGGAGCCAUCGCAAGUCACUGAUGGACAGGAAAGCAUGUGCAAUUACACACCUAAUGUCAGCCCGCUCGGGUCAGGGAGCUUGGAUGAAGGCAGUGCAGAGAGGAGGGACCAAAGAGAGGAAAAAGAUAUUAGGGGUGUCACGCAAGCAGAACCCACCUAUCAGAGCGUUGGCGUUUCAACACCCACCCAACCUGUGUGCUCAACUCCAAGCCCGUCAGCUUCUCCUGUAUAUGUGAACACUGACUCUGUCAAUGUAUUUAAUUUCCGGACUGUUUUGGCGGAGACCUCCAUGCCUGCCUCAGUUGAGGAGGUCCUUCCACGUCCAUUGAAGACCUCCUCAUCCCACCACUACAGCCCAGAGGAGGACAGACCUCUAGGCCUGGUUGAGGAUGUCUAUGGUAAUCAUCAUUAUCAUCAUCAUCAUUUGCCAAUUCAAACAGGCCGAAUGCCUGUACCUCGCUGCCCUCGGCCCGACGCUCUGCCGCAUCACCUUAUGGGGCCAAAGAGCAUGUACAGGCAGUCCUCUGAAAGCCGCUUCAGCACUUUAGGGUUAAGGUACCCUUUGUCACCUCAGUACAGACGUUACCAUAGAGAUGAGCACCUUAUCAGUGGCUGCCACAGGCAACAAGGCCAAUGGCAGAGGUCAGAAGAUAGAAUAGUUGGGCACCCAGCCAUCCGGAGGGCUCGCUCCUUCCAUGCCCCUCAGACUAGUCACUACGAGCUGGCAGAGGCAGAAGUCCUGCCCCCUGACACCAUGUUUUAUGUCGAGCAGACGUCGAGCCAGGAAGUGCCCUAUCAGAGGCUGAUUCAGACCGGCAUCCACCCUGUUCGGCCGCAGUUUGAGAACACACAUGCUGACUAUCGUUACAGCCCCUAUUCUGAUAUGAACCCAGUAGAUGGCUCCCACUAUUAUGUAGAGCCCUGCCGGCAAAGCGGCAUCCAACACAGUCAGUCUUACACAAUGCGUUCAACAAGGGAAAGUGGACAAUCUGAUUACUACAACUACUCUCCACACCAUGUCCCUCCUGUGAACAGGGAGCUUUACAUACAAAGCAGGGACACUGUUGUUUACGAGGCCAGAGAUGCAGAAGUUUUUGAAAGAGUUGUGUAUCAACCUGUCAAGCAUGAGAGUAAGUCCAGACAUAAAAAUACAUGUCCGGCUGUAUCUCCUUAUGAGAGCCCUGUCUCGCCGACUGACACAAGAAGCAGAGACAUAACGCACACAAGAAGCAAGUCAGACCCUGGAAACGCCUGCCUCCUCUCCACCGGCAUGACAGAAAGCCAAAAUCUAGUGGUAGCUACAUCCCCAAGUUCACCAAGGUCUCAACACGCAGAUCCUGAGGUCACAAGGCAGCAGUAUGGUCACCGGUCGAGUGUGGAGCUGGGACCAUCCAGGCGGAUUCUGAUCAAAGAGAGCUCCUCUCAGCAGCCACUGCUUCGCAAAGUCCCCUCUCUUCCAGAGAGGGGCUGCCCUAACCUCAAGAACAUCGACCACAAUGAAAGAAGUCAUACACGAGGUCACGACCAUGAUCGAUUAAUGAUGACCAAUGCCGUCAACAGCUACUCUGGCAUUGUGAAACCCAGCAUCCUCAGGAGGCCGGGGAGGUCGCAGAGCACCAGAGAAAAUCGUCACUACUAUCAUCACCACGCCAAAUCCCCUCUGGAUCCUGAACAUCUGGGAUCCUUUUCUACUCAGCCCAACAGAAGGACUCAGAGCACUAAAGUCAGGCCCACACAAUAUGACCACAUGGAGGGGUGUUACGCAGCAGCCAAACCUAAACCCACAAGAUCCGGUAAAGCCGCGGCCGGAUAUUUGCCUGGCCAGGGCUGCAUGUCUCCCCGCGGGCAGAGACUGCUUUCCAAGGCUCUGGGUCAUGAGGCUUUCUAUCAUGCUGCACUGAGAUCAGAGGCCGGUGUCUACGAGUGAUUCUGACCACCAGUUUUAUCUGAUUCCACAUCGGGGCCAAAGGAAAACAGCACUUUAUCCUCUGCCAGACCAACAGACUGUUGUGUUGAAAGUGUGUUUGUUUUAACCUACAGGAGCUGCUAAAAAGUGCGAAGUGAGGCUGCUGCUGGGGAUCAUGCUGUCACCAUCGCUGGUAGUUAUAUAUUUUGCAGUGGCUUUUGAGAGAGCUCAAAGGGAACAAUUGAUGCAGAUAUUGUCUUAAAUUUAGA